Messenger RNA from Sciurus carolinensis (gray squirrel), 1039 nucleotides. It is a transcript of the gene Bdh2, whose product is annotated as 3-hydroxybutyrate dehydrogenase 2. NCBI's taxonomy places the organism in Eukaryota, Metazoa, Chordata, Mammalia, Rodentia, Sciuridae. Gene Ontology annotation, molecular function: 3-hydroxybutyrate dehydrogenase activity. Gene Ontology annotation, biological process: siderophore biosynthetic process. Gene Ontology annotation, cellular component: cytoplasm. The record is from RefSeq and is a predicted model, not a curated record. The coding region runs from base 91 to 828 and encodes 245 amino acids. The transcript is spliced from 10 exons.
AACAAAGAUCUCAAGUCUUUUUCUCCUUCCUGCAUGGAUCUAGAGGACGUUGUCUACUCGUUACUCUAAAAUUCAACUACAGGUUCCCUCAUGGGUCGACUUGAUGGGAAAGUCAUCAUCCUGACGGCUGCCGCCCAGGGGAUCGGCCGGGCAGCUGCCGUGGCUUUUGCAAAUGAAGGUGCCAAAGUCAUAGCCACAGACAUCAAUGAGUCCAAACUUCAGGAACUGGAAAAGUACCCAGGUAUCCAAACUCGUGUCCUUGAUGUCACAAAGAAGAAACAAAUUGAUCAGUUCGCCAGUGAGAUUGAAAGAGUUGAUGUUCUUUUUAAUGUUGCUGGUUUUGUCCAUCAUGGAACCAUCCUGGACUGUGAGGAAAAAGACUGGGACUUCUCUAUGAAUCUCAACGUCCGCAGCAUGUACCUGAUGAUCAAGGCAUUCCUUCCUAAAAUGCUCACUCAGAAAUCUGGCAACAUCAUCAACAUGUCCUCCGUGGCCUCCAGCAUCAAAGGAGUGGUGAAUAGAUGUGUGUACAGCACCACCAAGGCAGCAGUGAUUGGCCUUACAAAGUCCGUGGCUGCAGACUUUAUCCAGCAGGGUAUCAGGUGCAACUGUGUGUGCCCAGGAACGGUUGAUACCCCAUCUCUGCAAGAAAGAAUACAAGCCAGAGAAAAUCCUGAAGAGGCACUGAAUGAUUUCCUGAAGAGACAAAAGACAGGAAGAUUUGCAACUGCGGAAGAAGUAGCCCUGCUCUGUGUGUAUCUGGCUUCUGAUGAAUCAGCCUAUGUGACAGGCAAUCCUGUCAUCAUUGAUGGAGGAUGGAGUCUGUGACUGCAGGAUCUUCUUGUGGGAAGGCAGGCCCUUCUUGUCCAUGGUGAACCUGGUUGUGAAGAAAACUCAAUGAUCAUCUCUCUCCUAUGAACGACAUUAAUAAAAGCAAGCCUUUUAAAAUUAUUGUUCCCAAGAAUCUAGUUCUUUAAAUAUAUUACUUUCUCUUCCUAAUCUCUAAUGAAAUCAUUGUAAGUCAAAUAAAAAAAUAAUU